GCAGAAGCGAAUAUUCUCGCGGCGCCGGAAGUCCAAGGCACGUGACCGGGUGACAGCGCUCGCUGGGCUGCAGGGCUCGCUUUAGGUGUUGCGGCACGGGAUGGCGGAGGCGCCUCCUGUCUCAGGUACUUUUAAAUUCAAUACGGACGCUGCUGAGUUCAUUCCUCAGGAGAGAAAAAAUGCUGGUCUAAACUGUGGGAGUCAAAGGAGACUAGAUUCUAAUAAAAUUGGUAGAAGAAAUUAUAGUUCACCACCUCCCUGUCACCUUUCCAGGCAAGUCCCUUAUGAUGACAUCUCUGCUGUUCAUCACAGUUAUCCUUCAGGAAGCAAGCCUAAGAGUCAACAGACUUCUUUCCAAUCCUAUGCUACUAAUAAAUCACUCAAGAGCCAUGGCCUUCCAAAUCAACCUUGGCAGAAAUUGAGGAGUGAAAAGCAGCAUAUCAGAGUCAAGAGAGCACAGGGUCUCACUGACCAGACCUCAGAUGCAGCUGGCUUAGAAAGUGUGACCAAGUCAGAGAGUGGGACAGACCUCAGAGAGCACAGCCCUUCUGAGAGUGAGAAGGAAAUUGUCGGUGCAGAUCCCAGGGGAGCAAAACCCAAAAAGGCAACCCAAUUUGUAUACAACUAUGGUAGAGGACCAAAAGUCAAGGGGAAACUCAAAAGUGAGUGGGGUCACAGAAUGACUCCCAAACCUGAGGAGGCGGGACCUGAAAACACCAAACCUGUGGGGGUUAUCCACCCUGAUUCUUCAGAUGCAUCCUCUAGAAAAGGAGUAGCGGAUGGGUAUGGGGCCAGGCGCAGCGAGCAGAGAAGAUACCCACAGAAGAGGCCUCCCUGGGAAGUGGAGGGGGCCAGGCCACGACCAGGCAGGAAUCUACUGAAACAGGAGGGCCAACGGCAAACAAACGCAGGAUCCAGAAGCAACAUGGCCUCCGUUCCAAAAGAAAAUCUCAAUGAAAGACCAGCAAAAUCUGCCUGUGACAAUGGGAACUUGGCAGUUGCCAGCAAGUCUUCGAGAAGGGUUGACCCAGAGAAAUGUGCUGUAAGGAGGCAGGAUCCUCAGGUAGCAUCUUUCCCCCGAGGCAAACAGAACCACAUGCUAAAGAAUGUGGAAACACAUACAGGUUCUUUAAUUGAACAGCUAACCGCAGAAAAAUAUGAGUGCAUGGUGUGCUGUGAAUUGGUUCGUGUCACAGCCCCAGUGUGGAGUUGUCAGAGCUGUUACCAUGUGUUUCAUUUGAACUGCAUAAAGAAAUGGGCAAGGUCUCCAGCGUCUCAAGCAGAUGGCCAGAGUGGUUGGAGGUGCCCUGCAUGUCAGAAUGUUUCUGCACAUGUUCCUAAUAACUAUACUUGUUUCUGUGGCAAGGUAAAGAAUCCUGAAUGGAGCAGAAAUGAAAUUCCACAUAGUUGUGGUGAGGUGUGUAGAAAGAAACAGCCUGGCCAGGACUGCCCACAUUCCUGUAACCUUCUCUGCCAUCCUGGACCUUGCCCACCCUGCCCUGCAUUUAUGACUAAAACAUGUGAAUGUGGACGGACCAGGCACACAGUUCGCUGUGGUCAGGCCAUCUCAGUCCACUGUUCUAACCCUUGUGGGAAUGUUUUGAAUUGUGGUCGGCACCACUGUGCUGAGCUGUGCCAUGGGGGUCCAUGCCAGCCUUGUCGGAUCAUAUUAAACCAAGUAUGCUACUGUGGCAGCACCUCCCGAGACGAGUUAUGUGGAACAGACAUAGGAAAGUCUGAUGGAUUUGGGGACUUUGGCUGCUUAAAGAUAUGUGGCAAGGACUUGAAAUGUGGGAACCACACGUGUUCACAGGUGUGCCACCCUCAGCCCUGCCAGCCAUGCCCACGUCUCCCCCAGCUGGUGCGCUGUUGCCCUUGUGGGCAAACCCCUCUCAGCCAAUUGCUAGAACUUGGAAGUAGCGGUCGGAAAACAUGCAUGGAUCCUGUCCCUUCAUGUGGAAAAGUGUGCGGCAAGCCUCUGCCUUGUGGUUCCUUAGAUUUCAUUCAUACUUGUGAAAAGCGCUGCCAUGAAGGAGACUGUGGACCAUGCUCUCGCACAUCAGUUAUUUCCUGCAGAUGCUCUUUCAGAACAAAGGAGCUUCCAUGUACCAGUCUCAAAAGCGAAGCAGAUGCUACAUUUAUGUGUGACAAGAGGUGUAACAAGAAACGGUUAUGUGGACGGCAUAAAUGUAACGAGAUAUGCUGUGUGGAUAAGGAGCACAAGUGUCCUUUGAUUUGUGGGAGGAAACUCCGCUGUGGCCUUCAUAGAUGUGAAGAACCUUGUCAUCGUGGGAACUGCCAAACAUGCUGGCAAGCUAGUUUCGAUGAAUUAACCUGCCACUGUGGCGCGUCAGUGAUCUACCCUCCAGUUCCCUGUGGUACCAGGCCCCCUGAGUGUACCCAGACCUGUGCCAGAGUCCAUGAAUGUGACCAUCCAGUGUAUCAUUCUUGUCAUAGUGAGGACAAGUGUCCCCCUUGUACUUUUCUAACUCAGAAAUGGUGCAUGGGCAAACAUGAGUUACGAAGCAACAUCCCCUGUCACCUGGUUGAUAUCUCUUGCGGAUUACCCUGCGGUGCCACGCUACCGUGUGGGAUGCACAGGUGUCAGAGACUCUGUCACAAAGGAGAGUGUCUUGUGGAUGAGGUCUGCAAGCAGCCCUGCACCAUCUCCAGAGCUGACUGUGGCCACCCAUGUAUGGCACCUUGCCACCUCAGCUCACCCUGCCCUGUGACUGCUUGCAAAGCCAAGAUAGAGCUGCAGUGUGAAUGUGGACGAAGAAAAGAAAUCAUGAUUUGCUCUGAAGCAUCCAGUACUUAUCAAAGAAUAGCUGCUAUUUCCAUGGCCUCCAAAAUAACAGACAUGCAGCUUGGAGAUUCAGUGGAGAUCAGCAAGUUAAUUACUAAGAAGGAAAUUCACCAAGCCAGGCUGGAGUGUGAUGAGGAGUGUUCAGCCUUGGAAAGGAGAAAGCGGUUAGCAGAGGCAUUUCAUAUCAGUGAUGAUUCUGAUCCUUUCAACGUACGUUCUUCAGGGUCAAAAUUCAGUGAUAGUUUGAAAGAAGAUGCUAGGAAGGACUUAAAGUUUGUCAGCGACGUUGAGAAGGAAAUGGAAGCCCUUGUGGAGGCUGUGAAUAAGGGAAAGAAUAGUAAGAAGAGCCACUGCUUCCCUCCCAUGAACAGAGACCACCGCCGGAUCAUCCACGAUCUGGCCCAAGUGUACGGCCUGGAGAGCGUGAGCUAUGACAGUGAACCGAAGCGCAACGUCGUGGUCACUGCGGUCAGAGGGAAGUCUAUUUGUCCUCCUACCACGCUGACAGGUGUACUUGAAAAGGAGACACAGUCACGGCCUCCUCCACCGAUUCCUCAUCACAGACAUCAGACAGACAAGAAUCCUGGGAGCAGUAAUUUACAGAAGAUAGCCAAGGAGCCAGUAAUUGACUACUUUGAUGUCCAGGACUGAGGCGAUCAAGAUGCACUUAGAAAAAAGAAUGAUUAGGUGGGGUGGAGACUCGUUUGCCAGCAGAUAAAUCAUGCUUGUUCCCAACUGCCUGGUGGACUCAGAGCUCACAUACUGUCUUGAACUGAUACAUCCAAAGCAUGAGUGUGUCAGAAAUCCCCUUGUCCUCUCUUCUGUCUGUAUAAAGUGUUUCAGUAUGUCUCUGACUGGACGGUCACUAGUGAUUCAGUCGUAUUUGCAGAGGCUCCUCACACCACCACCGUGAUCGCUCUGAUGGUUGGGGGAACAUUGGGCUUGAUUUAGUCAAACCAGAAUUUUAGCCUGAAAAUGUCCCUUAGUCAUGGUCUCAGUUGUCCCAGUUAUCCAUCCUCCUCCUGAAAAUGCCUGCAGCAUCAGGUGCACCUCGUUUUUUUAAUCCAAAGUGAUCACUAUCUUUGGAAAGACAUAGGCUAACUUCUCAAUCCAAAAUACCAAACAUUGAAUUGGUACACCACAGCUGGAAUCACGCAUGUGGUUAAACCCAGCUGUCUUAGCUGAGUCUUUUGUCCAAAAUUCUCGUAGGUCUACCUAACUGAACUUAUUUUAGUGGUCCUCAGUACCAUCAGUUCCAGACCUAGGAGAGCGGUCGGGAGACUUUACAGAAUUCCGUCUUCUGGAGUCCAGGGGAGGGCCUCUCAUAGCACAUCGCUGAGCCUGUGUGGUGACAGACAGGUUAGCCUAUCCAUUGUGGCGGUGGAGGACACAGAGCGAGCUCCUCCUUCCCCCAGGUUCGCACUGCAGCCUCUGCGUACUGACCAGUGCAGCCCGAACUCCGCCUCUCUGGUUGAGAAAGAGUCUCUGGGACACUUACCUUUCCUCUGUUGCUUUCUCCCAGGCCUGCAGCAGCCGUAUUGGCUUUCCCUGUCUCUGAGCUCUGGACCUCUGUUUGAAUAUUCAAAAAACCAUGUGGACAGUCCAGGGCUUAUGCCAGCAGCCCACUGGAGGCAUUCUUCAGGCUCCUUUUAAGGCAGGUACAUCAGUAGUUACAUUAGUUUGGCUCUCUUUGCAUUGGCACCUCUCCAGCAUGGAGGCCAGACUUCCAACAACUUCCUUCUGCUCCAGAACAAGCUACAAGCCCCAGAGCAACAGAAGGAGAAUUGAGAAGUGACAUCACAAACCUGGCACUUAAUUUUACUAGGAAGAGCAGGGCUGCCCUUUGGUCCUGACCCAGAUGAUCUGCCUUCAAGGACAUGAUGUACAGCAAUGGGAACAGGUGACUGGAGGGAAGAGAUGGAGAACUACAAAACCACCUCUACCUGAGCCCAUUUAGCAGAGGGUCAGUGGCACCACACCCAACAGGAAGCUCAUGAGCAUCUGUUACUUCUUUCAAGCAGUGAGUUCAGUGGGUGAACUGUACAUUGAGAGCAUCUCAAAAUCAGCAGAAAGCAGGAGACCUGAUCUCACAUUCCAGCUCUGCCACGUAACAGCUUGCGGCUGCUUGGUGGAGUGGAGAUAUCACCUAACUCACCAGGGUUGUGAGGAUUAAAUGAGAUAAUGUACAUGGAGGUGCCUGGUCUGUUAUAGGUGCUGAAAGUUUAUAGUAGCUGGAAAAUAUAUAGGCAUCUUCUUUCUCCAUAAUACCAGCCAAGUGAAAAAUUAGAAUGCUAAGCAGGGCACUUCUGGUGAAUGCUUGCGUCCCUACCCAUGCCAGCAUGUGCUAGGGCUGUGGGAAACAGACAUGGCCUGUUCUUUUAGUUAGUAAUCCAGUGGGGGACACAUACCUGAACAAAUAAAAUGAAAUGGUUUGGAC
Molecule: messenger RNA, 5243 nt
Organism: Eubalaena glacialis (North Atlantic right whale)
Lineage: Eukaryota; Metazoa; Chordata; Mammalia; Artiodactyla; Balaenidae
Gene: NFX1
Product: nuclear transcription factor, X-box binding 1
Exons: 24
Coding region: 101-3457 (1118 amino acids)
Biological process (GO): negative regulation of transcription by RNA polymerase II
Cellular component (GO): nucleus
Molecular function (GO): RNA polymerase II transcription regulatory region sequence-specific DNA binding; zinc ion binding; DNA-binding transcription factor activity, RNA polymerase II-specific
Source: RefSeq, a predicted model, not a curated record